UCAAGUGAAGUCAAAUUAAACGAAACUCUCUCCAACCGGGCUCGCCUCCCCACCCUUCUCAAAGUCCGGGUCGGGGCAAAGGACCGCUCCCUCGCCUCUCCGGGGGAGCUGCCAACUUUGCUCCCGAGCAGCCGGCGGGGGAUGAUGAAGGCGUCUCGGGCCGGGCGAGGGUCUCGGCUCCGCGUGCGAGUCGGAGUCGGAAGGGAGAAAGGGCGCUGUGCGGUGCAGAGGAGCCGGCGGAGGGGCUGCGGUCCAGCGGCGCUCCUGGCAGCCAUGCUCCUGAUGAAUUCCUGCAUUCAGCUGGCCGAUGCGGUCAACACAGUUAUUCCAAUAACCGUGUCUCCGCCGAAACCGGCCGAAGGAUUUAAUAUCUUCCUGAUACCCAGGUUGGAUCAUAAGAAUUUUACAAGUUGUGGCUGGUAUCGGGGGUCAGUGUUGACCUCAGAGAAUCUAAGACUAAUUAUCUCUAGCCAACCUAAGUUUUACAAUAUGGGAGAUGCCUACACUGGUCGGGAAAAGUUAUGUGCAAACUGUUCCCUUCACAUCAAGCAUUGUAAGACAGAGGACAAGGGGAUGUAUACAAUCAUUAUGACAGGAAGCAUGAUUGCAAUCGGAGAAGUCAACUUAAAUGUCUCAGGUGGACUUCAUUCGGUUCCAACCAACCAACCCGAAGGUGUGCUAGUGGAUACGGCGAUCAUUGCAGUUGUUGGUGGGAUCAUAGGAGGAACCAUAAUAUUGACUGAAAUAAUGCUCUGGAUUUACAUCCUAACCUAUAAGAGAUGCCGGAAUUCUGCUCCAGAUGAGGCUUCAUCUGAACCUCCGUUUUCAGUCUGUGACAACACUUUUCCACCUCUGGGGGUGAGACGUUGA
Messenger RNA from Notechis scutatus (mainland tiger snake), 870 nucleotides. Lineage: Eukaryota; Metazoa; Chordata; Lepidosauria; Squamata; Elapidae. The record is from RefSeq and is a predicted model, not a curated record.